Adineta steineri is the source of this 475-nucleotide messenger RNA. Lineage: Eukaryota; Metazoa; Rotifera; Eurotatoria; Adinetida; Adinetidae. The record is from the annotation of a GenBank genome assembly.
AUGCGAAAAAUACGUUUUCGUUAUAUUAAAGAAAAUGGUAAAUCAACAUCAGUUACUGUACGAUGUAGUCUUAAACGUAAUGCUUCGCUCAUAUCUGAAGCACUCAGGCAUUAUCAACGAUUGGAACGGCAGAACGAUGGAGAAACGUCAACAAAAAAAUUAGAUAAACAAAAUCGACGUCAUUAUCAACAUGUGAACGAAUGCAAAUUUCGACCUGUUGUGAUUGAAAAUGCUGUAACGCACAAAAUUAAACCAACAACUAAUCAUCAUCAUCAUCAUUUUGAUCCAAUACAAUUACGUCGUAAACAAUGUUCAUCAACAUUAAUCGAUGAAGAUUUUCCAAUAUUCUACAAUUCUAAUCUUCCAUCUCUAUCUUCAUCAUCGUCAGGUUUUCAAAGUCAUUCCCAUUCAUCAAGUAAUCAAACAUCAUCAACCAAUGAUGAGAUUGAAAAUCUUAAUAAACGUGGAAAUAUAA